This is a messenger RNA of Prorocentrum cordatum, 1183 nucleotides long. NCBI's taxonomy places the organism in Eukaryota, Dinophyceae, Prorocentrales, Prorocentraceae. The record is from the annotation of a GenBank genome assembly.
GUGCUGGUCGACGGCAAGGGGGAGCCCUGCUACUGCCUGGCGGAGGUGGCCCCCGCCGACGGCCGCCUCGCCGCGGCCGACGCGGCGAGGCCCGCGCGGGAGGAGCCCUCCGCGGGCGACCUGGACCCGCAGCACGCCGCCGCCCUGCUCCGGACGAUGGCGGCCGCCCUGCGAGGAGACCCAAAGGGGUACAUGUCGGGCAACGAGCUCCGGAAGCUUCUCGACGAGCGGCACCCGGAGGUUGUGAAGGAGGCUAAGGCGUGCCUGAAAGGCAAGGGCUGGCUCAGGAAGAUUUUGGAGUCGGAUGGGCGGAUCUACACAGUCGAGGUCCAGACGGUUGGCGAGCCUUGCUACACGCUCAACGCCAAUUUCUCCGGUGGGACCCUGCUGAGCCCCAGCUCCGCGGCCGUCUGCCAGCCGAGAACCGGCGCCCCCGCCAACCUGGCCAAGCUGGACGAGAUCCAGAAGGCCACCCUCCAGGCCGCGGCCGCCUCCGCGCUCGACGUUGCGGAGGAGGGGUUCCUGCCCGGAUCCACGCUGUCGAAGCUCAUGGCGGAAGCCCACCCCGACGUCGUGUCGGCGGUGAAGUCCGCGCUGGGCGGCAAGGGGUGGCUGCGAAAGCUGUUGUGCGACCAGCCCGAGCUGGACGUCGUAGAGGUGAGCGCGCCUGGCCACGGCGAACCCUGCUACGCCAUCCGCGACAGGUGGGACAGCCGGCCUGUUCGGGAAGGUGGCCCGCCCUCGCGAGAGCAGAGGCCAGGCACGGACCUCCAACGCGAGCUGCCACCCUUUCGAAGGGAUCCCAACAUGGCGGCCAUGUCAUGGCCUCGCCUUCGAGGAGCCGGUGGGCCACGGUGAUCAUGCUGCAUCCUCGAGGGGCUCUGCCCCUGUCUUGUGAGCUGCGGUCUUUUUGGUGUGCUUGCCCGACGUGGGUUCGACGCAGAUUCGGCGUGGACCCGACUCGGACCGGACGCGGCUCAGAUGCGGAGGUGACACGGACUCUGCGCGGAUGGCGGCCUCGUGCGAAACCGUGAGGAAGUCGGCAGUUCGUGAUCCUCGUGGCCGGCGGAUGCCCCUCGCGAGACGGCAGAGGCACAGAGGGCAGCCUCGCCGCAAGAAGCUCGGCGAACGGCGGGAACCAGCGGGAGCCCGAGUUGGCCCUUCGGGAGGGUGUUGGGAGGUG